AGCGCUUAGCCAAUACUUUGUAUCCGUCAGCGCCGCGAUGCGGAAGGUCGCAUCCUUGCUCGAACUAGCUGAGUGAUCCUUGAUUGUAGAAGUGUCCUUGACAGAAGGACUAGCCUUCCAGGAUUCGAUCCUGACGAACGGUUUUGAUAGUUGAAAGGUUUUUGCCUCCUGAGUGAGUCAUAAGCACAAAAGCAACGUGUUUUAAACAUUUGGUGUUUUAUUCUAAAUAACUUGGACAUAUUCGUAACAUUUUGUCGCGCUGUAACCGAACGGUAGAUCCUGUUCCUGAUCACCCCAAAAGGAAAUCGUGAUUAUUCGAAGAAGUUGGGUGACGCGCGGGGACGUGAAUAACCACCGCAAAAGAAAGGUCAGGAAAAUUAAGGCCCCUUUGCGUGGCAGUUUAACAAAUUGAAUAACCGUACACACGCGAGAGGAGCAGCCCCGCUGCGGUGAACUUCAGGACUGCAUUCGAAUUGUGGCAUUCCGCAAGGAAGCAUUCCGAAUAUUAAGGGAAAAAAAAGUGUGCUAACAAGUGUCGGGGCGGUUGGAGUGUACCUUCAAAUUGGAGUGUUUCCAAAAAUAGCUUCUGGUGAAAAAACAAAACAAAGAGGGAGAAAGGUGUUUCCGAGGAUCUGCUUGCGCAUUAAUUUCGGUGGAAAAUUAUCGGUGCGGACGCUGAACGGUGUGAAGUGAAACGACGACGACUACGGUGAGAAAACGCUUGGAGCAGUGUGAAGAAUUCGGUGGAGAAUUAUAAGCAUCAAAAUUGGAGUAUCAAGAAACCCUUCAACCACAACGGGCGGAGAUCGGAUCAGCUUUUGACACACCGGCCUACGUCCUCCGGACCAGUAGAGGAACCGAUUAGCAAACCAGCAGCCAGAAGGCCUUGCCCGCUGCAAAAUUAUGGCUAACCCACAGACUCUGUGGGCGUUAGUCCUUCUCGGUACUUGGGCGCUCCUGCCGACGACUAUUGAAGGUUCCAAUGCCAAAUUCCAGUGCCAAGAAGAAGGAUUCGUAGCCGAUCCGGAAGACUGCGCUGCAUUUUAUCGAUGCGUACAGGAAGGAGACAAACUGAUGCCAUACAAAUUCCGCUGCGGGCCUGGAUCCGUGUAUUCUGAAAUCGAAAAUACCUGCGUCCAUCCGAGCGACUCCGGACGUCCAGAAUGCGGAGGCGAAAACAACGAACUCGAUGGCCCCAUGACCGGAGAAUCAUCCAAUGUGAAUGAGAACGCUGUAGACAAUGGAAGUCCCGCUCCGUCGCAGGAUCAACAACAGCCGCAACCCGAAUCGCAGCAACCAGCUUCUCAGCAAACUGAAUCACAACAGGCUUCGCAACCAUCUGAAUCGCAGCAACCAGCCGAACCAGAACAGGGAUCGAACUCUGGCAACGACAACGACUCUGGCAGCAACAACUCUGACAACUCCGGAGCGCCCUCCGAAGAACGUCCAGCAACGACGGGAGAUAAUGCACAGUGCACCGACGAUGGCUUCAUCGGAGAUCCGGACGACUGCCAGAUGUUCUACCGUUGCGUUUCGAACGGCCAAGGCGGUUUCACCAAGUAUCCCUUCCGCUGCGGUGACGGAACGGUCUGGGACGAGCGAAUCAAUUCGUGCAACCACGCGGAUGCCGUCGAAGGGUGCCGCCAAAAACCGGCCAACGAUUACACCGAGAGUCACAACCAAUCGAGUGCUUCCCAGGAGCAGAGCAUGAGCUCGAUGAGCAGCUCGCAGAACUCCAACGGGGUGCAGACUAAUUCCACUUCUUCUUCCAGCAGCAACAACAACAACAUGAGCAACUAUCAGAACAUGACGACCGUAACCGACGACGGUCAGUCGUCGUCGUCUUCUUCUUCUUCGUCUUCUAGCAGUUCGAGUAGUUCCAACAGUUCAAGUAGUUCGUCUAGCAGUUCGAGUGGAAAUCAGGGUUCAAGCAGCAGUGGCAACAAUCAAGGUCAGAACCAAUGGUCGAAUCAACAACAAUCCUCUAAUAAUCAAUGGAACAAUAAUAAUAAUCAAAAUAAUCAAUGGAGCAAUCAAAACGGGCAGAACAAUCAGUGGAGCAAUAGCAAUCAGAAUAAUCAAAACAAUCAAUGGAGUAAUAGCAAUCAGAAUAAUCAAAACAAUCAGAACAACCAAUGGAAUAAUAAUAAUCAAAACAAUCAAUGGAAUAACCAAAACAGUCAGAACAAUCAGAACAGUCAAUGGAAUCAAAAUAAUCAAAACAAUCAGAAUAAUCAGUGGAACAACAACAACCAAAACAAUCAGAAUAAUAACAAUCAAUGGAACAACAACAAUCAGAAUAACCAAUGGAAUAACCAGGGCAGUCAAAAUGGACAAAACAACCAAUGGAGCAGCAGCAAUCAAAACAGUCAGAGCAGCCAAAAUAAUCAAUGGAGUAGCAGCAAUCAGAAUAAUCAGAACAGUCAAAAUAAUCAGUGGAAUAACAAUAACAACAACAACAACAAUCAAAACCAGUGGAACAAUAAUAAUAAUCAGAAUAAUCAAUGGAACAAUAAUAACAACCAAAACAAUCAAUGGAACAACAACAAUCAGGGUAGUCAAAACAGUCAAAAUAAUCAAUGGAGUAGCAAUAAUCAGAAUAGUCAAAGCAGUCAGAACAAUCAAUGGAAUAAUAAUAACAAUCAGAAUAAUCAAAAUCAAUGGAACAACAACAACAACAACAAUCAAAAUAACCAAUGGAACCAAAACAAUCAAAAUCAGAACAACAAUCAAAAUAAUCAAUGGAAUCAGAACAAUCAAAAUCAGAACAAUCAAUGGAAUAAUAACAAUCAAAAUAAUCAGAAUCAGAACAACCAAUGGAGCAAUAACAAUCAGAAUAACCAAAACAAUCAAUGGAAUCAAAACAACCAGAACCAGAACGGGCAGAGCAACAAUCAAAGUAAUCAGUCCAGUAGUAGUAGUAGCAGCAGCAGCAGCAGCAGUAGUAGUAGCAGCAGCAGCCAGAGCAGUCAAAGUAAUCAGAACAAUCAGUCGGGCAGUAGCAGUCAAAACAAUCAGAAUAACCACAAUCAGAAUAAUCAGUCAGGCAGUAAUCAGAGCAGUAACAGUCAAAACAAUCAGAAUAAUCAAUCGAGCAGCAACAAUCAGAGCAAUCAAUCAAGCAGUGGUGGUCAAAGCAAUCAGAAUAAUCAGUCGGGCAGUAAUCAGAGCAGCCAGUCGAGUGGUAGCAAUCAAUCAAGCAGCAACAGCCAAGGCAACCAAUCGAGCAGUAGUGGUCAAAGCAAUCAGAAUAAUCAGUCGAGCAGUAGUCAAAGCAAUCAAAAUAAUCAGUCAGGCAGCAACCAGAGUAGUAACAGCCAAAACAAUCAGAAUAAUCAAUCCGGCAGCAACAAUCAGAAUAAUCAGUCGAGCAGUAGUCAAAACAAUCAGUCCAGCAGCAAUAGCCAAGGUAACCAAUCGAGCAGUAGUGGUCAAAGCAAUCAGAAUAAUCAGUCGGGCAGUAAUCAGAGCAGCCAGUCGAGUGGUAGCAAUCAAUCAAGCAGCAACAGCCAAGGCAACCAAUCGAGCAGUAGCAAUCAAAGCAAUCAGAAUAAUCAGUCAGGCAGUAACCAGAGCAGUAACAGUCAAAACAAUCAGAAUAAUCAAUCGAGCAGCAACAAUCAGAGCAAUCAGACGAGCAGUGGUAGUCAAAGUAGUCAGAAUAAUCAGUCGGGCAGUAAUCAGAGCAGCCAGUCGAGUGGUAGCAAUCAGUCCAGCAGCAAUAGCCAAGGUAACCAAUCGAGCAGUAGUGGUCAAAGCAAUCAGAAUAAUCAGUCGAGCAGUAGUCAAAGCAAUCAGAAUAAUCAAUCGGGCAGUAGUCAGAGCAGUCAGUCGAGUGGUAGCAAUCAAUCAAGCAGCAACAGCCAAGGCAACCAAUCGAGCAGUAGCAAUCAAAGCAAUCAGAAUAAUCAGUCAGGCAGCAACAAUCAGAAUAAUCAAUCGAGCAGUAGCGGUCAAAGCAAUCAGAAUAACCAGUCGAGUAGUAGCCAAAGCAAUCAAAACAAUCAGUCAAGUAAUAACAAUCAGAGUAAUCAGUCAAACAACCAGUCGAGCAGUAGCAAUCAAUCCAGCAGCAACAACGAAGAUAAUCAAUCGAACAGCAGCACUCAAAACAAUCAGAAUAAUCAGUCGAACAAUAACCAGAGCAGUCAGUCGAGCAGUAAUCAGACUAAUGAAUCGAAUAACAAUCAAAGCAAUCAAUCGAGUAGCAGCCAGAGUAAUCAGUCAGGUGCCAACAAUCAGAAUACUCAAUCAAACAGUGGCCAGAGCAGUCAAUCGACUAACAGCAAUCAAAAUAAUCAGUCUGGCAGUAGCCAGAAUAAUCAGUCGAGUAACAAUCAGGGAAAUCAGUCGAGCAGUAGCAAUGAAAGUAAUCAGAGCAAUCAGUCGAGUAGCAACAAUCAGAAUAAUCAGAGCAAUCAAUCGAGCAGUAGCAAUGGAAGUAACGAGAGUAAUCAAUCGAGCAACAAUCAAAAUGGCCAAACAUCUGAGAACAAUCAAAACGGCUCUCAACAACAAGGUAGUCAGUCCGGUAGCAAUAAUCAAUCUAAUAAUAGCAAUGAAAGCUCCAAUAAUGGUCAAAACAAUGCCCAAUCGUCAAAUAAUAACAAUCAACAAUCUAAUAACAACAAUGAGCAAACAAACAAUCAAGAGUCAACACUUACGCAAGCCACAACAACACAAACAAUUGAAGAAUUCACAUCAACACAAGCACCAACUACACAAACACCACCUGAGGAAACAACAUCCUCACAAAACCCAACAACACAAACAAUUUCAUCUGAAGUAACAACAACAGAAGCUUCAGCAACACAAACAUCAACCACGCAAGCUACACAAGACACUACAACACAAACAUCUUCAUCAUCCGAAACACAAACUACUCAAGAACCUGCUACACAAGUUUCCACAACACCUGCACCAUCCACACAAACACCAAGCACAGAAACACAAACCACACAAGCACCCACAACGCAAUCAUUACCAUCCGAAACUACAACCACGCAAGCUCCGUCCAAUGAAGCUUCUUCUACACAAGCUCCGCCCACUGGAGAAGCAUCCACACAAGCACCCACAACAGAAAUACAAACAACACAAGCACCUACAACACAAACAUUACCAUCCGAAGCAUCAACAACACAAACUCUUCCUACUGAAGAUUCUUCAACGCAAGCUCCGCUAACCGGAGUAGCAUCUACACAAGCACCAUCAUCACAAACAACACAAGCACCCACAACAGAAACAAUAACAACCGAAGCUCCACUCACACAAACUGAGUCCACUGAAGCUUCAUCUACAAAAGUGCCUUCUACAGAUGCUCCUUCAACGGAAGCCUCUGCAACAGAUGCUCCAACAACACAAGACACUAUCACAACAGAAACACAAACCACACAAGCACCAUCAGCCGAAGCUUCAACACCUUCCCCGCAGGAAACAACCACCGCAUCUACACAACCCAUCACAACCACACAAUCCACCGUGGUCACACAAGCUGUCAUUACUACCACCGGAACCUCGACUGAAUCCUCCACUGUAUCUCCCACAGCUACAGCAGGUCAGGAGACAACCGACGACAGCACCAAUCCGGAUCUCAACGAAGUCCAGACCACAUCAUCCACGACGGCUGCCACAACCACCACCACCACUACUACCGCCAGCACAACUACCACGACGGCGUCGUCGUCGUCGUCAUCUUCGGGCAGCUCCCCUGCCUGCACCGGCGAUGGCUUCAUGGGUGAUCCAAAUGACUGCCAGAAGUUCUACCGCUGCGUCGACAAUGGAAACGGCGGCUACACCAAGUACGACUUCAAGUGCAGCGACAACACGGUUUGGGAUGACAGCAUCCAGAACUGCAACCACGCGUGGGCUGUGGAAAACUCCAGAUGUGGUUCGGGAAGUGGGGCAUCACAGGGCACGAGUAAUAGUAAUCAAGGUUCUAGUGGGUCGAACAAUAAUAAUCAAGGUCAAAGCGGUUCCAACAAUAAUAAUCAAGGUCAAAGCGGUUCCAACAAUAAUAAUCAAGGUCAAAGCGGUUCCAACAACAAUAAUCAAGGUCAAAGUGGUUCAAACAACAAUAAUCAAGGUCAAAGUGGUUCAAACAACAAUAAUCAAGGUCCUAAUGGUCCCAACAAUAACAGCCAGGGUCCAAAUGGCCCCAACAACAACAGUCAAGGUCCGAAUGGGCCAAACAACAAUAAUCAAGGACCAAAUGGUCCUAACGGCCCUGAUGGUUCAAACGGUCCUAACGGCCCUGGUGGCCCUGACGGACCCAAUGGCCCUGAUGGUCCCAAUAAUAACAACCAAGGCCCGGAUGGCCCCAACAAUAACAGCCAAGGUCCCAAUGGUCCCAACAACAAUAGUCAAGGCCCCGAUGGUCCAAACAACAAUAACCAAGGGCCAAAUGGUCCCAAUGGUCCUGAUGGCUCCAACGGUCCCAAUGGUCCUGACGGUCCUAAUGGUCCCAAUGGCCCUGAUGGUCCCAAUGGUCCCAAUGGUCCUGACGGUCCUAACGGUCCUGAUGGUCCCAAUGGUCCUGACGGUCCUGGUGGUCCAAGUGGCCCUGAUGGCCCCAAUAACAACAACCAAGGUCCAGAUGGCUCCAACAACAAUAACCAAGGUCCGGACGGUUCGAACAAUAACAAUCAAGGUCCCAAUGGUCCUAAUGGAAGCGGAGAAGGCCCUAAUGGUCCCGAUGGACCCAACGGUCCAGAUGGUCCUAACGGUCCAAAUGGUCCUAAUGGACCUGACGGUCCCAAUGGCAAUGGACAAGGACCAGACAAUUCCGGACAAGGAAACAAUGGAUCAAAUGGUCAAGGACAAGGAACAGAUAGUUCGAAUAACAACAAUCAAGGUUCGAAUAACUCCAACCAAACGCAGUCCACUUAUCCACCCUGUCAACAAACCACAACGACUAGUGCUCCAGCCGUACCCGCCGGAUCGAAUGGAGUCUGUGAACGAGAAGGCUUUAUGGAACACGAAUCCAACUGUAAGAAAUUCUAUCGCUGCGUCGAUAACGGAAAUGGUGGUUACACUCGGUACGAGUUCAACUGCGGAAGCGGCACUGUUUGGGACAAUGAAAUUCUGGCGUGUAAUCAUCCGCAAUCGGUGAACACCAAGUGUGGAACCGGUAACGGAGGCCGUCCCGAGGGUGGAAGUCCAUCCGGACCGGGCAACACUUAUCUACCGCCGGAUCAAUCCAGCACCACUGAAGCGAUGUCCUCGUCCUCGGAAACUGCCACCGAAGGCCAAACAACCGCGAGUGCAGUCGAUAGCACUAGUGAAGCUCAGGUGACUGAAGGAGCAACAUCAAGCUCAGAAGCAACAACCAGUGCUAGUCAAGAAACUACGGCCGCACCUGCUCAGGAAACUACCGAAGCUGCGAAAGAAGAAACUACUGCAGCAGGACAAGACUCCACUACUGCCGCUCCAGCUGAGCAAACUACAGCCUCGACCAGUCAAGAAACAACCUCGUCUUCCAGCCAGGAAACUACAUCGAGCACGAACCAAGAAUCCACAACAGGACAACCAUCAGAAAGUACAACGCAAUCAGGCGAGACUUCAACUACAGAAACCUCCGAGCAAACUACUGAAACUCAACCCGCCACCACCUUAUCCCCUGAAGGAUGCGAGUCCGAAGGAUUCAUGCCGCAUGACAGCGAUUGCAGAAAGUUCUAUCGAUGCGUCGAUAACGGAAAGGGCGGUUACCAAAAAUACGAGUUCAAUUGCGCAGAUGGAACAGCCUGGGAUCAGAGCAUCCAAGCCUGUGAUUACGAUUACAAAGUUCCUAACUGUGGAGCGGAUCGCCCACCAGAGCCAUCUCCAGAACCUGACUCGCAGAGCACUCAGUCACCUCCUGGAUCGGAAAACCAAAUGACAACCACAUCAUCUGCGGCUGAAAGCACCACUCAAGCUCAGGAAUCCACAACUUCCGCAGCAGCGCAGGAAACUACUACCGCUGCGCCAGCACAAGAGACAACAUCCGCUGCUCAGGAAACAACCACUCAAUCGCAAACGGAAACCACUCAAGGAGCUACUACAGCUGCCGCUCAGGAAACAACUACUUCAGCAGCUCAGGAAACCACUACCACUGCUGCUCAGGAGACGACAACCACUGCCGCUCAGGAAACAACUACUUCUGCAGCUCAUGAAACCACUACCACUGCUGCUCAGGAGACGACAACCACUGCCGCCCAGGAAACAACUACUGCAGCGGCACAGGAAACAACGACUUCUGCUGCGCAAGAAACUACAACUGCUGCGCAGGAACAAACUACAACUGCUGCUCAGGAACAAACUACAACUGCUGCGCAGGAACAAACCACAACAGCUGCACAAGAGCAAACCACGACAGCUGCCAGUCAAACCACAACAGGUGGAUCAGCGGAAAGCACCACCGCAGCCGAAGAAAAACAGGAAACAACUACUCAAGCAGGUGAGAGUACUACAUCCGCUCAGGAAACGACAACCAGUCCAUCGUCCAGCGGAGAAUGCACUUCAGAAGGAUUCAUGGGUGAUCCUAAUGAUUGCAAGAAGUUCUACCGAUGCGUAGACAACGGAAAGGGUGGCUACACCAAACACGACUUUACCUGCGGCGAUGGAACUGCUUGGGAUCAGGAUCUUCAAACGUGCAACCACGAAAAUGUUGUUGAAAUGUGCGGCGGUCAAUCAACAGGUAACAACAAUCAAGCAUCCUCCACUACCACAACUUCUACUACUACCACAACAGAAACAUCCUCAUCAACUAACUCUACUACUUCAGCACCCUCAUCUACUACCUCCUCCAGCACUACUCCCACUAACACUCCCUCUUCCACAAGCACGACUUCCUCUUCCCCUAGCAUGACAACCUCCUCCUCCUCGUCCAGCAUGUCAACUUCAUCUACCGCCGCUACGUCUAACGCUUCCACCACAAGCAUGCCAUCAUCAACCGCAUCUCCUACCCCGGUGAACUGCACCGAGGCAGGCUUUUUCCCGAAUCCUGACGAUUGUACCAAGUUCUAUCGGUGCGUCGACUGGGACGGAAUGGGUCAAAACUUUUCCGUCUUCCAUUUCGACUGCCCGGAGGGUACAAUUUGGGAUCCCGCUGUAAAUACGUGCAACCAUGAGGACAGUGUCUCGCCUCCGAGAGAUUGCUCCCCUAAGACAACAACGUCAUCUGGAUCGCCUGCCACCACAGAAUCCAUGUCAAUGACAAGCACAGAACCUACAACCUCCUCUGUUACAGGCGAGCCAAGUGCUACCACAACGAAUGCUCCAGACUCGGAAACAACCACCGCAGGACAGGAAACAACAACACAAGCAAGUAGUGAAGCUACCACGACGUCUGGACAAGAAACUACGACACAGCCGGAGCAAGAAACCACUACGCAGGGAUCUCAGAUGACUACCACGGGUGAGCAAAUGACAACUCAAGAGUCGACUGAAGCUACGACUCAACAAGCUGCCGAAUCAACCACCCAGUCUAGCGCUGAAACGACGACCCAAGCUGCUGCUGAAACAACCACCCAAGCUGCUGCUGAGACAACGCAAGCAGCGCAAGAAACCACCACCCAAGCUGCCGCGGAGACAACUCAAGCAGCGCAGGAAACCACAACGCAAGCCACCGCCGAGACAACAGAAGCAGCACAAGAAACGACCACUCAAGCUGCCGCAGAGACUACUCAAGCAGCACAAGAAACUACUACGCAAGCCCCCGCCGAGACAACGGAAGCAGCACAAGAAACCACCACUCAAUCUGCCGCAGAAACAACUCAAGCAGCUCAAGAAACCACCACUCAAUCUGCCGCCGAAACAACCCAAGCUCAAUCAACGGAAGCAGCGGAGGAAACCACCACGCAAGCAGCAACCGAACCGGCUCAAGAAACAACAGAAGGAACCACUCAAUCGAGUCAGGAAACCUCUACCGAAUCCCAAACCGAAUCGGCUACUGAUUCCGCUGCAACGGAAGGCACCCAGAAGCCACCAUCGUCCGGUCCAGGAGACUGCCCGCCAGUCAACGAAGGCCAAGGCCUCUUCGUCUGUCCAACUGGAUUCCGUAGACAUCCUCAGGACUGCAACAUGUUCUACCAGUGUACGCAAAAACCGAACAGCAUGGACUACAGCAUAGUAACGUUCAGCUGCCCGAAUUCAACCGUCUACCAAGAGGAAGGAACUCAGUGCAACGAACCGGCCGAAGGCGAUGAACAAUGUCAGGCGCCUAGCAUGCGAUUCCUACGCAGUGCCAUGGGCCCACAAGUUCAAGUCAUGCAGCUGCGAUCAACGAAACCACUCUGCCCGUCAGAGGGUCACUUCGCACUGGAUGACCAGAAGUGCAGCUCGACGUUCGUGCGGUGUAUGACCGGCGAGGGUCGAAGCGAAGGCAGCUUCCAACCGAGCAUGUACCGCUGUCCGAAGGGUUACAUCUACUGGAGUGUGAGCCGACGCUGCGAACGGGUGGCGAAGGUUCCCGAGUGUAAGAACGCCCGAAUGCAGGAACGGUCCGAACUGCCGGUCGAGUGGAUCAACCUCGGCAAUCGACGUAGAAGUUUGUUCUGAGCUGCGCAGCACGUCCCAGGAACGAACGAUUAGUCAAACGACCUUCCAGACGACAACGAGACGAGACAUGCACCUCUAGUGUGAUAAGCUAGCGUUAGGGAACUUAGAUGUAGUUUUACGAUAGUCUGUUACUAGACAGCGCUGCCACCAACAGGACUGAUACGUAGUAACGACAUUCCGUGGAUCAAUAGCUCAGUUAUCAAGGGAACUACAAAAAUUCCGCACAAGACACGAACUUAGUACAAGUUGAAGAGAAACACAAGUGACAAGUACGACAUCGAUCUAGUUCUAGUCCGAAAGAUGUCAUAAGUUUAGGUUAACGCCACUCGAAAGCCAUAUUUACAAGAUCCCAGACAACAUUGAAGCAAUGAAAACAAGUCAGUCUAGCAGUCUAGAUAUUUAUUGUGAGUGUAAAUAUCCGCUUGUGGAAGCACAGCAGUAGAAAGUAAGUUUCUAGGAUUCAAAUUCAAAAACUCAACGUCAGAACCACAUUAUUCGCAUCCAGUUCGUGUGGCAAAUAAACGCGACCCUGAAUCGGACAGACCGUCCGGUAACCACAAGCAACGGUGCGCCGAAGAUAUUCGCGGCGGCCAAAAUCUUUUCUUGCAAACGAGCCUCUCUUGCUCCGGAUGACGUCGAGCAGAAGAGAGUUGGUUAUAAUCAUUGUUUACGAGAAAGGUGCCGUUUGCACAUGAACUAUUUUCGAAUGUUGUGUUCGUUUCGAAAACAGGUCCGAUAGUUUGUAAGAUUGUAUGACAAUAACGUAAAAUAAAUGUAAUUUAUUGUAUAAA
Molecule: messenger RNA, 11324 nt
Organism: Armigeres subalbatus
Lineage: Eukaryota; Metazoa; Arthropoda; Insecta; Diptera; Culicidae
Product: hornerin-like
Exons: 7
Coding region: 904-10533 (3209 amino acids)
Cellular component (GO): extracellular region
Molecular function (GO): chitin binding
Source: RefSeq, a predicted model, not a curated record